This is a messenger RNA of Prunus persica (peach), 1669 nucleotides long. RefSeq lists its product as uncharacterized. The record is from RefSeq and is a predicted model, not a curated record. The transcript has 3 exons. Bases 506 to 1387 code for a protein of 293 amino acids. NCBI's taxonomy places the organism in Eukaryota, Viridiplantae, Streptophyta, Magnoliopsida, Rosales, Rosaceae.
GAAAAUGUGAUUCUUCCACUCCCUUACCUACAAGUCUUCCACCAUUCACUAAGCUUUCAAUUCAUGGCAAUCACAAUUGUUGAUAACUUUACUACAUAUUUACCUACUUACCUCCACCAACUCUUAUAUUUGUGGUUUCACCUAAUCAAAAAAUCUACACCCAUCCUCAACAACAACAGAAAACGAAAUCAUAUUUAUAAUUAAUAGUCAUUGGAGACUACAUUAAGGGCAUGUUUGGUAUGGCUCACUAAAUGGGACUGUGCUAUAUUAGACCUGAAGCCCAUGUUUGGUUAGCAAGAGGACUAAUGUAAAUGGGAUAGUAGAGCCCAACAGUAAAAAAAACGCCUCACUCGUUCUCCUUAUACAGAGAAGCUCAAAAUGAGUUCGCAAAAUAAGCCUUCGCUAUAUUGAACACGCCUCUCUCCAGUUCACUUCUUCUCUGCGACUCCACUCCACCUCUCCUGCGUUCAACAUCGACUCAUCUUCUUCGAAUCUUGACGCAGGGAUGGAAAGUGAAGGUAACAGUCAAAACUUUGAACAAGGAAAGAAAGGAACUAGGCGGUCAUGGUCCAAGUUUGAAGAAGAUUCGUUUUUGACCGUGCUAGAUGAUUUUGUGGCUGCAGGCCAACGCUGUGAGACUGGUAGUUUCAAAUCUGGUACUAUGGUCCAAAUGGAGAAGGCUUUGAAUAUUAAAUGUCCUGAUUCGGGGCUAAAGGCAUGCCCUCAUAUUGAAUCCAAAUUGAAGAAGUGGAAAAAGCAAUAUAGCAUAGUCUAUGACAUGAUAAACACAAGUGGAUUUGCUUGGAAUGAUAUAAAAAAGUGUGUUGAGGUUGACAGUAAUGAUGCAUGGGAAACUUAUGUGCAGCACCACAAGGAAGCAGCCGAAUGGAGGAGCAAGCCAUUUCCUUUGUUUGAUAGACUUUCUAAUAUCUUCGGAAAGGAUCGUGCUAAUGGACAAAGAGCUGAAGCCCCCGCUGACAUGAUGGAAGAGCAAAGCAAUAAUGAUGUCAAUGCUAGUGAUAAUUGUGUCCAGGAAGAUGCAUCUCCUAUGUCUUUAAACAUAGAAGGAAGCCAAUCUAUGAACAGUCAAAAUAAGAGGAAAAGAGCUACAAGUUCAAGUGAUGAAGAGAAGAUUGUGACUGUAUUGGAGAAAUUGUUUGAGGCAUCUGGGAAAAGGAUGCAAAUGGUGACUGAGGCUAUAAUAAAAGGUAAUGAAGAUCGAUCUGAUAUUGCCAAAGAACUCAAGAGAAUGGGAUUUUCUCCUUUAGAUCAAAUUGCAGCACUAAAGCUCAUUUUGGAGAAGCCACAAAACAUCUCUAUAUUCAUGUCUUUGGAUGAUGAUAUCAAGAAAGUGUUUGUUGAGCAGUUGCUUAGUGACAAUGCUUGAGGACAUGGCCUAGCUAAGUUUGAUGCAUCUAUCUUUUUGGAAACACCACAAAUGAUGCAUUGAUAAGAUUGGCUUCAUUUUGGAAACACCACAAAUUGUAUAACAUUUUGCUAGCAUUAAAGCCAUAUGGUUCAUGGUUGUGGGGUUUAUUAGUUUCAUUUUGAAAUUGUGGAUGUUUAUUUGUAUGUAUUAAUGGUAGAAUUGUGUGUAGCGAACUAAACCUCUAAUUUCUGAGUCAUGUAGAUGACUUUGGCAUAUAUGAAAAUUUCUAACUUUUGCACA